AUGGCCUCUCCCCAAGUCGACGAGUCAUUCUCGGCUCUCCUUAAAGAGGAAUACAAGGGCCGGAAACUCACCGAUCCCAUUAAUACGGUCAAAGAUAAAUGGGAGCUCUUGCCAGCUUUCCUCAAAGUGAAAGGUUUGGUCAAACAACAUUUGGAUUCUUUCAAUUACUUCAUCGAGACUGAUUUGAAAAAGAUUGUCAAAGCCAACGAGUAUGUCUUUUCAGAUGUGAAGCGCGACUUCUAUAUCAGAUACAGAGACAUUCGUGUUGGUAGAACAUCUGACCAAAGCCCUGACUGCAAAGGCAUUUCCGAGGAUCCUCACAAAUGUAGAUUGAGAGACAUGGACUAUACUGCGCCCAUCUAUGCAGAUAUUGAAUACGUCCGUGGAACAAAGGUCAUUCGUAAUAGAAAUGUGCCCUUGGGUGACAUGCCUAUUAUGUUGAGAUCCAAGAGCUGUGUCUUAGAUGGUCUCAAUAGUCAAGAAAUGGCUGCCAGAGAAGAAUGUCCAAUUGACCCCGGUGGAUAUUUUAUUAUCAAUGGUACUGAAAGAGUCAUUUUGAUUCAGGAGCAGCUUUCUAAAAACAGAAUCAUUGUGGAAGCAGACGAAAAGAAGGGUAUAGUGCAAGCCUCUGUGACUUCGUCGACUCACGAACGUAAAUCCAAAACCUACAUCAUUUGCAAAAAUGGAAAACUAUAUUUGAAACAUAAUUCCAUCGCUGAGGACAUGCCUAUCGUUGUGAUGUUGAAGGCCGCUGGUAUCACUUCAGAUCUCGAAAUUUUGCAAUUAGUGUGUGGUAACAACCCGCAAUAUCAAGAUUUGUUCGCCAUCAACUUCGAAGAAGCAGCAAAGCUUCAGAUCUAUACCCAACAACAGGCUCUUCUCUAUGUUGGAAAGAGAGUCAAAACGAUCCGUAGAGCUGGCUCUCCUAGGCUCACUCAGCUUCAGGAGGGUAUUGAAGCAAUCGCUACAACCAUCAUUGCCCACUUGACAGUUUCGAACUUGAACUUUCGUGAGAAGGCAUUGUACAUGGCCACAAUGGCAAGAAGAGUGUUAAUGACUAUGCACAACCCAUCUAUGGUCGAUGACAGAGAUUACGUUGGUAACAAGCGUCUCGAGUUGGCCGGUCAGCUCAUGUCCCUUCUUUUCGAGGAUUUGUUCAAAAAAUUUAACUCAGAUUUGAAAAUUGCCAUUGACAAGGGUAUGCAAAAGAAGGGUGUGGCUGUAUUCGACGCAGUGAUACUCAUGCAAUCCCAGAUCCAUCAGAUCACCUUAGGUUUGAGCAGGGCUAUUACCACAGGUAAUUGGUCUUUGAAACGUUUCAAGAUGGAAAGAGCAGGUGUGACCCACGUUCUUUCCCGUCUUUCAUACAUUUCUGCGCUCGGUAUGAUGACUCGUAUCUCCUCUCAAUUCGAAAAGUCUCGUAAGGUCUCCGGCCCCAGAGCAUUGCAACCAUCUCAAUUUGGUAUGUUGUGUACCUCAGACACUCCCGAGGGUGAGGCCUGUGGUUUGGUCAAGAAUCUUGCAUUGAUGACACAUAUCACUACUGAUGAUGAGGAAGAACCGAUAAAACGUUUGUGUCUCCUUCUAGGUUGUGAAGAUAUCCUUAGUAUUGACUCUGCCACUCUUUACUCUGAUGGAAAUUAUGGUAUAUUCGUAAACGGUACUCUCGUUGGAACAACUCGUUAUCCCAUCAAAUUCGUCAGAGAUUUUAGAGAACUUAGAAGAACAGGUCGCGUCUCUGAAUUUAUUUCAAUUUUCACCAAUACGCAUCAAACUGCGGUCCAUAUAGCUACCGAUGGUGGAAGAGUUUGUCGUCCAUUAAUUAUCAUUGACGACAAGACUCAACAACCCAGAGUCGAGGCAUGGCAUCUAGAGAAAUUGUUAAAAGGCGAGUGGGCUUUCGAUGAUUUCUUGAAACAUGGUUUAGUCGAAUAUCUUGAUGUUAACGAAGAAAACGAUGCCUUAAUUGCUCUUUACGAACGCGAUAUGGAGCAAGAGCCUGAAAUGCGCUUCACACAUCUCGAAAUUGAGCCUUUCACCGUUCUAGGAGCUGUUGCUGGUUUGAUUCCAUAUCCUCAUCACAAUCAAUCCCCAAGAAAUACGUAUCAAUGUGCGAUGGGUAAGCAAGCCAUCGGUGCAAUUGCAUACAAUCAAUUCCGUCGUAUUGACACUUUGUUGUAUUUUAUGGUCUAUCCUCAACAGCCAAUGGUGAAGACAAAAACAAUAGAAUUAAUUCAAUAUGAUAAGCUCCCAGCUGGACAAAAUGCGACCGUGGCGGUUAUGUCCUAUUCAGGUUAUGAUAUCGAGGAUGCUUUAGUGCUUAACAAGUCAUCUAUAGAUAGAGGUUUUGGAAGAUGUCAAGCUGUCUACAAGAACACAAUCAACUUGAAAAAGUACACGAACAAUCUGGACAGUCUUCCAGGUAUGCGUGUUGAUGAGAACAACAAGCCAAUUUUCGCUCAUGCUUCAAUUGAAAGAGACGGUUUGGGUGAGGUCGGUAUGCGUGUUGUACAAGGUCAAGUCUUCGCAAAUAAACACUCAUAUGUGGGAGACCCAACCGGGCCCGCUCAACCACUCAACUCCGAGGCAUACAGAGAAACUCCAGCAUACUAUAAAGGUCCUGAGCCAGCAUAUAUUGAUCAAGUCUUAAUGACCAAGGAUAAAAGAGAUGAGACCUUGGUGAAAGUUCUUUUGCGUCAAACUAGAAGACCUGAGCUUGGUGACAAAUUCUCCUCGAGACACGGACAGAAAGGUGUUUGUGGAAUUAUUGUACAACAAGAAGAUCUUCCUUUCAAUGAUAAUGGUAUUAGUCCUGAUAUUAUCAUGAACCCGCACGGUUUUCCUUCCAGAAUGACGGUUGGAAAGAUGAUCGAAUUGAUUUCGGGCAAAGCCGGUGUUUUGAAUGGUUCUUUAGAAUAUGGAACAUGCUUUGGUGGUUCGAAAUUGGAGGAAAUGUCCCAGAUUUUGGUGGACAAGGGUUUCAGUUAUUCCGGAAAGGAUAUGUUGUAUUCUGGUAUUACAGGUGAAUGUUUGCAAGCUUAUAUCUUCUUUGGGCCUAUUUACUAUCAGAAGUUGAAGCAUAUGGUUCUAGAUAAGAUGCAUGCAAGAGCAAGAGGACCAAGAGCCGUUUUAACAAGACAACCGACCGAAGGUAGAUCUAGGGAUGGUGGUUUGAGAUUGGGAGAGAUGGAGAGAGACUGUGUAAUUGCAUAUGGAGCAUCGCAGCUCUUAUUAGAGCGGUUGAUGUUGUCCUCAGAUGCUUUUGAUGUGGACGUUUGCAACAAUUGUGGUUUGAUGGGCUACAGUUCUUGGUGCAACACAUGUAAAAGCUCUGAAUAUGUCAUUAAGAUGACUAUUCCAUACGCCGCUAAGUUGCUUUUCCAGGAGCUUUUGUCGAUGAACAUUGCUCCUCGUUUAAGACUCGGAGACGUAUUCUAA
Australozyma saopauloensis is the source of this 3438-nucleotide messenger RNA. RefSeq names its product DNA-directed RNA polymerase III core subunit. The record is from RefSeq and is a predicted model, not a curated record. Gene Ontology annotation, molecular function: ribonucleoside binding; DNA binding. Gene Ontology annotation, cellular component: RNA polymerase III complex. NCBI's taxonomy places the organism in Eukaryota, Fungi, Ascomycota, Pichiomycetes, Serinales, Metschnikowiaceae. Gene Ontology annotation, biological process: DNA-templated transcription. The coding region runs from base 1 to 3438 and encodes 1145 amino acids. The transcript has a single exon.